Aspergillus chevalieri is the source of this 1020-nucleotide messenger RNA. Its product is annotated as zinc-binding alcohol dehydrogenase family protein. The coding region runs from base 1 to 1020 and encodes 339 amino acids. NCBI's taxonomy places the organism in Eukaryota, Fungi, Ascomycota, Eurotiomycetes, Eurotiales, Aspergillaceae. Gene Ontology annotation, molecular function: oxidoreductase activity, acting on NAD(P)H. The record is from RefSeq and is a predicted model, not a curated record. The transcript has 5 exons.
AUGUCUAGCAAUCAAGCUGCCUGGAUCCCAGAGGCCCGUCAACAGUUGACCGUCGGCCCCGCUCCAACACCGAAGCCAGGGCCUGGUGAGUUGGUUAUUCGGAGCCGUGCAGUUGCAAUCAACCCUGUCGACUGGAAGAUCCAGGAUUAUGGUAUUUUAAUCCAGAAUUACCCCUUCAUCGUGGGAGAGGAUGUUGCUGGCACCGUUGAGGAAGUCGGAGAGGGAGUGACUCGGUUCCAGAAAGGCCAAAGAGUAAUCGCACAUCUCCUGUCGCUGAAGACCGCGAACGCCGCGCAUUCUGCUUUCCAACUGUAUCCAGUGGCACAAGAAAACGCGACAGCUGCGAUUCCCGAACCCCUGAGCUUCGAGCAAGCUGUCACAUUGCCGCUGGCCAUCUCAACUGCCUCCGUGGGACUGUAUCUCCCAGACUAUCUUGGUCUUCCGCUUCCAUCGACUAGUCCUGAGUCAACUGGCAAGACCAUCUUAGUCUGGGGCGCCGCAUCAUCUGUUGGUGCGACAGCCGUUCAGCUUGCUGCUGCCUCGGGCCUGAGAGUGACUGCGACGGCUUCUCCUGCUAAUCAUCAGUUUGUCAAGGACUUAGGGGCAAGCGUUGUCUUUGACUACAGGUCUCCUACUGUCGUGAACGAUAUUGUGAACGAACUCAGAGGAAAAGAGAUCGCCGGAAUCUAUGAUUCUAUUUCCGAAGAAGCCACCUUUGAGCCACUUGCCGCCAUUGCAAAGGAGCUUGGCGGUAUCCCGGCUGCCUCUGUGUUGCCCUACAAGAAUCCUUCGGAGACAUUCAAGCCUAAAUCUGUGUCCGCCCUUGCCAUAGUGACGCCUCCAAACGAAAAGAUUGGCCAAGCUAUCUGGGAGGAAUAUGUGCCCAAGGCGCUCGCCAGUGGACAGCUGCAGGCCAAGCCCGAUCCGGUCGUUGUUGGACAUGGACUAGACAAGAUCCAGCACGCAUUCGACGUGCAGAAGGCUGGUGUUUCCGGGAAGAAGAUCGUUGUUACUCUAUAG